This is a messenger RNA of Manihot esculenta (cassava), 975 nucleotides long. Its product is annotated as cell surface glycoprotein 1-like. The record is from RefSeq and is a predicted model, not a curated record. Lineage: Eukaryota; Viridiplantae; Streptophyta; Magnoliopsida; Malpighiales; Euphorbiaceae. The coding region runs from base 1 to 975 and encodes 324 amino acids. The transcript is spliced from 3 exons.
AUGGUAAGGAUCAAGAUGAAGGCCACCGGCGGACCGUUCAUGUGGAAGAAAUUAGGGCUUCCGAGACCCGUCCCUUCCGACAGCGAUGACGAGGCGCAAGAUGCCCUUCCACCAGCCACCGCCAGCGCCGAAACACCACCGGCCACAAGCACAGGAACAGGACGCACCGAUUCACCGGCCGUCCAGAUAUAUCGCCGGCAAAAGAAACGGCCAAGAACGCCGCCAUCCACAUUAGCCCCGACGGCAGGCCCUGAGGGCAAAAAGUUCCCCGAAACCACCACUCCCACCGGCCACAGCCAGAAACGGCCAAGAACUCAGUCGCCACCGAGGUUCGAGCCAGAACCGGAACCUACCAUCGCCAAAGACACUGAUGCGCCAACUGAUUCCACCAGCGAUGUGCCCAAUGAUGUGCCCAACGCUGUGCCCAGCCAUAUGCCAAGCAAUGUGCUUAGCGAUGUGCCCACAGACACACUCAGUGAUAUGCCCAGCAAUUUGCCCAGGCCAACACACCCAGAUCACAUCGUCAAAGCACUGACAUUCAACAAAAUUUCUGAACGCACCAGGCUGCUUAAAAUUUCAUCCUUACCAUAUCAUCCAGGUAAGUAUAUCCAUCAUGCCACCCUUGGAGCACUGAAACUACAUUCCCAGGAGUUCGCCAUAGCCAUGGGCUGUGAAUGCCCACAGUCAACCUGGGACUUCCCUGCUGAGUUUGAUCAAAACUCUGCGUACUUGGAACUCAGUCCAGUAACGCCACGCCAUGAGCGUGUUUUCAGAAGGAAGAAAGUCACCAUAAGCACCAGCACACAGCAGCCAGCCUCCACCACAGAACCAGUAAAUGAGGCAACCCAGGCAAUAGGCCAAGGACCAGCAAAUGAGCCACCACCAGCAGCCCCUCAGCAGGAUGCUCCUCAGCCACACGAAGACGAAGCCCCCAACCAGACAGUCGAGGCUCGUCUCAGUAGGAUUGAGGACUAA